This is a messenger RNA of Dentiscutata erythropus, 122 nucleotides long. The record is from the annotation of a GenBank genome assembly. Lineage: Eukaryota; Fungi; Glomeromycota; Glomeromycetes; Diversisporales; Gigasporaceae.
CAAGAAAGUAAGAUUUCGAAUCCACCAAAAGCUGUUGUCAAUCUUGUUAAUUGGGUUUUUAAUCCUGAUACAGUAAUUUAUAUUAAAAUUAUUACUGCAUUUAUUGUAUUUAAUAGAAAAGA